AUGCACGAUAAGGAUGCUUGGGGUUGUGGAUUCUGCGCGUCUCUCUUGACAACCUGGGAAGAGCGUUGCGAACACAUUGCCAUGCACUUUGAGGAAAAGGGUAGCUCCAAGUGGAACUUUACAAACGUCGUUCUCGGCUUGUUAAAGCAGUCCGAGGUGGCCAAUGCGUGGAACCAAAUGAUGCUCCAGCGCCAUGGAGAAGAGCAAAACUGGCCAAGCCUGGCCUGGGAGUCCAAGAGGUGCAAUCGCCUUCGAUACAAGCUCGAAACAAAGUGGGAUAACCGUGCCUUUGACAUUGAGAAGUUGGUCCAGGACACGUAUGAUCUCGCCGAGAUUGAAGCCAAGGAUGUCGAAGUCACGCCAGAGCCCAUGGCAGAGGUGCCCGAACCCAUUGAUACCAGCCAAGGAGAGAUUGUAGAGUUCAAGCUUGAGACAUCAGACUUUGGCAACGAUUCAAGACUGCAGAGCUCCCAUGGACUACCGCCGGAGCACAGCAUGAUGGAUCUGGACCCCAUUGAGCCACAGCAGUCUAUGCACCAUCAGCCAAUGCAGCAGAAUUCGUGGCCCGUCAGCACCGACAUGGACCACAAUAGCAUGAGCGUGGCUACCAGCAUGGGCAGUUUUGGUGCGUUUGAUACGCACAUGACAUCUAUGCCAACAGACUUUUCACAGCCUAUUUCGCAAAACUUCCAGCAGCAGCAGCAAUCUUGGCCCAACGCCGGAUUUGCCUCGACUCCCGACCUGCUCAGCUACCAACAGCCGACACAGUACAUGGACUACAAUCAACCUCGGGAAAUGGUGUCAGUCCCCACAUCGCAGUAUGCAAACCUGGCCAACUACCCAGCGACUAGGCAAAGCAUGCCACCCAACUUCCUUCCACAACAGCAGCAGCAACAAAGCACGCCAACAUCUCGACGUUAUGUGCCAAAGCUGGUCAGCAUUGGGUCAAGCCGGGUGCCUCAACAGGACCAACCGCCUCCACCACCUCCCAAAGACGAGGGCCACCAUAACCACAACCGCUUCUCCCGCAUGAUUAUGCGCCGGCGACCAAGCAAUAUUUCGCAACACAGCCUCGUCUCGCAACGAGACAUUGGCUGGAUGAAUGAUGACAACUGGGGCUAACGCUCUCGCCUCGUCGUCAGAGCAUGAUGUCUUCAUUGAUACACAUGCUCACCCACUUUGAUCUACGCCGGCUGGCCUGCACCGUACAUCCACUCUCCUUAAAACAAACAAAAAGCCUCACUGUGAAAAGUGACUCCGAACCUCGCAUCCGUAUGCGAGCUACACGCCACCUCAACGGAGCCCCCCACACUUAUACCACCACAUUUCCUUCGUCUUCUACUGUCGCAUAUUUGAUUUUUUGAGCCUGGCUUUUGGGAAAUGGAAUAGGAGAAAGAGUAUACCCAAUAAUGCAGCGUGUUUUUGUC
Molecule: messenger RNA, 1427 nt
Organism: Parastagonospora nodorum SN15
Lineage: Eukaryota; Fungi; Ascomycota; Dothideomycetes; Pleosporales; Phaeosphaeriaceae
Exons: 1
Coding region: 1-1122 (373 amino acids)
Source: RefSeq, a predicted model, not a curated record